AAGAAAAGGAAAUCACGAACAACGGAAGAACAAAACUCUGAGCGAAUCAAUCAAUCGGAAAAAGGAGAUAGGUUUCGCGAAAAUGGCGGAGAAAAAGGAUAGUGUGCCACCGGAAUACGAUGUGAAUGCUAAGUGGGACGCAUGUCUCGAUCUCACUGUCCGCCGCUUCGUUUACUCUUCCCUCGGCGGCGCAUUUGCCGGUCUUCUGUUCUUCAGGAGUCCUGUUACAAGAUGGGCAUCGAUUGCUUUAGGUGCUGGAAUUGGUAUUGGCUCUGCAUAUUCAGAUUGUUCUCGUGCUUUUGAUUCACCUUCUUCAUCUUCAGCUAAUUUAGCAGCUCCCAAGAAUAAUAUUACAGAGACUUCUCCUGUAUCUCAGGCUGCAGACGAGUAGACAAUGUCGAUAAAGUGGAAGUUAGUAACACAUCCAAUGAUCGGGGUGUUCAGAAACAGAGCUAUUAUCAUGCAAUGCUUUGUUGAAUUGUUUCCUAAACCUGCAAAGACAAGAGUCUAUUGAGAUAAUGUCAAAUGUAAAAACCUUUUUUUAUUCGCUCUAUCUCUCUCCCAGUGGUUUUGAACAAGUGAAUACAAAAAUGUUGCAUCAAUCACCCAUUCUAUUUUUUCAACCUCAACAAGGAUCAUCAUGCCAACGACGUCGUUUUCAUGUGUUGAAAAUUUUCAAACCGG
Arabidopsis thaliana (thale cress) is the source of this 684-nucleotide messenger RNA. RefSeq names its product MICOS complex subunit, putative (DUF543). The coding region runs from base 83 to 391 and encodes 102 amino acids. The record is from RefSeq and is marked reviewed. The transcript is spliced from 3 exons. Lineage: Eukaryota; Viridiplantae; Streptophyta; Magnoliopsida; Brassicales; Brassicaceae. Gene Ontology annotation, cellular component: MICOS complex; mitochondrial inner membrane.